CAGUACACCAGUACAGUAACGUUUUUGAGCAUUUUAUUUUAGUUAGUAGGUUAUGUCAUUACUGUUUUGUUUGAAUGGUUAGGAUAUUAAGACUAUUGACGCUUAAUAUUUUCUAAGAUGUGUAAUAAAAUACUUGUGAAAUUCGUACUUAAUUCGAAUUCUAACGUUUGGGGUGGUUCUUAUUCUAGUGCUAACAGAAAUUUCAAUUUCAUGGUGAAAAGUGUCCCUAACCUCAAUUACCACUCCUCAUCAAGAAAUAUGUGCCUUCUUAUUCAAAGAAAACCUCUCCUUUCAAAUGGUUAUCACAAUCCAAUGAUACCAAUAAAAAGCUUAAUGCUUACAGGAUUGCCGAUCUUAGGGUGUAGAUCUUACUGUUCAAAUAAAGAACAAGAUUUACCAAAAAUAAUGAACCUUCCACAAGUUGUAUGGCCCAGUGUGUUCAAGACUGUUAGAAACUGGAUCUUAUCAAAUUUUAUAAUAAUGCGAUACUUCGAUCAUGAAUUUAAUCUACCUGACUUUGUUGCCGGAUCAAAGCAGGCCGUGGAAUCGGUCUCGGGGACAAUCUCAAGGGGUGAUCUGGACAAUUUAUCGGGACUGGUAACUCCAGAUGUUAUCACACUGGUAAGAGACAGUUUGACCACCUUCUCGCUUAAACAGAGACAAGAGUUUGCAAUAAAAUCAGAUGACAUUUAUUUCUGCUUUCCAUAUGAAGUUGGGGUGAUGUUUCCUAAUGAAGACAAAAAUGAUGGUGAAAACCAGAGCAGAUUUGUGGAGAUCACAAUGUGUUAUCAUGCACUACGGGGUCUGCAAGAACUGAAGGAUUCAGGAGCGAAUCUACCUGUCAACUUGGGGAUGAUGCCAGAAUAUCAGGACAAGCUGUAUAUUUGCAACUACCGUUUUAUACGGGAAUUCACAAAAGGUGUUCAGGACGACUGGACUGUUAAUGCCAUCAAUCACUUCAAACCGGUAGUUCACAUGUAGCAAUAGUGACAUUAUAUUUGUAUGUUUAAUAAAAUCCUUUAGCAGUUUUA
Homalodisca vitripennis (glassy-winged sharpshooter) is the source of this 1031-nucleotide messenger RNA. RefSeq names its product m-AAA protease-interacting protein 1, mitochondrial. The record is from RefSeq and is a predicted model, not a curated record. Gene Ontology annotation, biological process: inner mitochondrial membrane organization; protein insertion into mitochondrial inner membrane from matrix. Gene Ontology annotation, cellular component: mitochondrial inner membrane. NCBI's taxonomy places the organism in Eukaryota, Metazoa, Arthropoda, Insecta, Hemiptera, Cicadellidae. Gene Ontology annotation, molecular function: ribosome binding. The transcript is spliced from 3 exons. The coding region runs from base 118 to 981 and encodes 287 amino acids.